Colletotrichum orchidophilum is the source of this 1461-nucleotide messenger RNA. RefSeq lists its product as uncharacterized. NCBI's taxonomy places the organism in Eukaryota, Fungi, Ascomycota, Sordariomycetes, Glomerellales, Glomerellaceae. Gene Ontology annotation, biological process: regulation of transcription by RNA polymerase II. The record is from RefSeq and is a predicted model, not a curated record. The coding region runs from base 1 to 1461 and encodes 486 amino acids. The transcript is spliced from 5 exons. Gene Ontology annotation, molecular function: RNA polymerase II cis-regulatory region sequence-specific DNA binding; DNA-binding transcription factor activity, RNA polymerase II-specific.
AUGGCCCUGACGGAACAAACAGCCCCGCCCCAGGCUUGGGGUCGCUGGCAGCAGCAGCCUACCGGCCAUGACUACGCAAUGAUGGAUAACACAACCUUCGUGCAAUACGACUCAAGAGCGGCAACUUCUCCCCCCAUGAAUGGUGCCAUCAUGGCACCCCAGUAUAUGGUUGGAUCCCAGUACGGCGUUCCAUCUAUGCCCGCGAUGGGCCACCACUGCCCGACCCAGAACCACUUCGCGUAUGCCCAGUACGACUCAUCUCCGGCGAACAUGAACAUACCCUUCAGACUCCCGGCGCAGCAAGAACGACCAAUCAUGCCCGUGGCAGCUCCCGAAUAUGAGGUCCCGCGCGCCAGCUCUUAUCCUCAGGAGUCGCCGUCAGGGCAGAACGACCGACAACACAGCCCUUCCACCCGAAGCGAGACAAAGAUGAGCAACCCGAAGACACCCCAUCCCCUCAACACCAAGGAGAUCAAGUUCAACAAGCCCACGAGUGCGGACCCGGUGAAUUUCACCACCGCAAUCGAUACCCUUAUGAAGGCGAUUCAGAAAAGGCACGACACUGAGGACAUCGUCAAGGGCGUCCCAGAGACCGAAAAGGUCGUCAAGCCGGAGCCCAGAUCUCCCAAGGCUGAGCCGGCUCCAACUGUGUCGGCGCCUACGCCCUCUACCACAACGGAGGCGUCGGAUGCCCCGAAGGCCAAGCGAUAUGUCUGUGAUAUUGAUGGUUGCGGCAAGAGCUUUUAUCAAAGCACCCAUCUGGACACGCAUAAGCGCGCCCAUACCGGAGAAAAGCCAUACCAAUGCAACUGGCCGCACUGCGAACGAACUUUCUCGCAACCCGGUAACCUCAAGACUCAUAUGCGCCGCCACACUGGCGAGAAGCCCUUCCGAUGUGAGCAAUGCAGCAAAGUCUUUGCUCAGCGGGGUAACCUUCAGACGCACAUGGCGACGCACACCAACGCAAAGCCUUUCGUCUGCAAGCUCGAUCAGUGCAACAAGAUGUUCACCCAGAGAGGCAACCUCAAGAACCAUCAGAACAAGUACCAUGAGAAGACCCUCAUGGAAAUGACCGACUGGAUUGUCUCCAUUUCCGAUAUCGAUGGCUUGUCCGACGACCAACGAGAGAUGUACUGGUACUUUGCCAACCUUUAUAAGAACAGCAACAAGGGCAUCAAGGGCCGCGGCAAGGAUCGCAGGGUCAGCAACCGUGUCUCGAAAUCCAGGACUGCUCCCUCAUCCUAUCCCGUCAAGCGCGUCCCGAAUCCUGCUAGCCUGGCAGCCUAUAGCUCGAAGAGACUGCCUCCCCCAGAGCAGUACAUGCAGCAUCACCAGCACAGUUACGAGGUUUAUGAUACGGACAUGGACCAAUCCUCGAGCGCGAGCAGUCCCAGAUACGACGGCCUCCCUGCUUCUUACCGAGACCGCAUGUACCACCAGUCCAGCCACGCCAUCUACUAG